AUGAAAGAGGUACGGAAGCAAGACAGCAGGAGACACCGCUGGAGAAAGGCCGCGGCAGAAAGAGACGGCGCCGCUGGAGAACUCGCGCGGCAGAAAGAGACGGCGCUCGCUGCUGGAGAGAGGCCCGUCGCUGGAGGGCUGUCGCUGUUGGAGAAUUUGUGCCAGAGAAAGGCGCGCGGCAGAAAGGCCGUCGCCGCUGGAGAACUCGUGCGGCGCUCGCUACUGGAGAACUCGCGCGGCAGAAAAAGAGACGACGCGCGACAGCGAGGGAGGAGGCGGCGCGAGGAAGGAGGAGGUGAAUCAGAGACGGCGCGCGGCAGCGAGGAAGGAGGCGACGCGAGGAAGGAGGCGGCGCGAGAGAACAGGAAUUCGGCACGGGGAAGAGAAAAAGAAAUUAGGGUUUUGGCUCUGAUGCCAUGUUCAAAGCAAAACCUAAAAUCUCGUGUUAUUGGAACCCCACGAGUUUGA
Messenger RNA from Zingiber officinale, 468 nucleotides. Its product is annotated as octapeptide-repeat protein T2-like. The record is from RefSeq and is a predicted model, not a curated record. Lineage: Eukaryota; Viridiplantae; Streptophyta; Magnoliopsida; Zingiberales; Zingiberaceae. The transcript has 2 exons. Bases 1 to 468 code for a protein of 155 amino acids.